Pneumocystis jirovecii RU7 is the source of this 747-nucleotide messenger RNA. RefSeq names its product YggS family pyridoxal phosphate enzyme. Gene Ontology annotation, molecular function: pyridoxal phosphate binding. The record is from RefSeq and is a predicted model, not a curated record. The coding region runs from base 1 to 747 and encodes 248 amino acids. NCBI's taxonomy places the organism in Eukaryota, Fungi, Ascomycota, Pneumocystomycetes, Pneumocystales, Pneumocystaceae. Gene Ontology annotation, cellular component: intracellular anatomical structure. The transcript is spliced from 6 exons.
AUGACUCGUUCUGAAGAAAUAUUUUUAGGUCUUAAAAGUGUUCGUGAUACUAUUCUCCGUUAUUCUAAAAAUACUGAAGUUCGUUUAGUGGCUGUUUCAAAGUUAAAUUCUGUAGAAGAUAUAAAAAUUGCGUACGAUUAUGGUCAAAGACAUUUUGGAGAAAAUUUUGUCCAAGAAAUGGUUGAAAAAGCCAAAUUGCUUCCUUCAGAUUGCCAAUGGCACUUUAUUGGAGGACUUCAAACCAACAAGUGUAAAACUUUAGUGUCUAUAUCUAAUUUAUGGGCAGUUGAAAGUUUAGAUUCUUAUAAAAAGGCAUUUGCUUUAAACAAGGCAUUAAUGAAUUUAAAAAGAUCUACAAAUAUGCUAGAUAAUAAUGAUAGAAAACUUAAUGUUUAUGUUCAAGUAAAUACGAGUUGUGAAGAAGGGAAGAACGGUGUUGCUCCCUGUGAUUCCGAAGAGUUAUGUAGUUAUAUAAUAAAUAAUUGUAAAGAACUUCAUCUUAAAGGACUUAUGACUAUUGGCUCAUUAUCUGAAAGCAAUAGCGAAUACAAUAAAGAUUUUGAGACCCUUGUAAAAUGUCGAGAUAAAAUUACUGAAUCUCUUGGAAUAAAACUGGAAUUAAGUAUGGGUAUGAGUAGAGAUUUUGAACUAGCUAUUAAAAUGGGAUCAACAAAUAUAAGAGUUGGAACAAAUAUUUUUGGUAUGACACAUUUUAAUUUUAUAUAUCGUUUUAAUGUUAAAAUAUAG